AUGUACAUUACCCAUGUACAGCGGCGUAGCGACUGCGAAUGCAGCGACGCUGCACAGGGGAAUGUCCAUUGCCCCCUCUGCGACGUCUGCCCAUAUGCAUGGUCGUGCUCCUGUACGGACAAUCGAGCAGGAAUCAGCUGCAUUCAUCGCCACGCUGUGAUGCUUCAUGGUCAGGCUGCCAACAGGGCGGCAUUCAGAACUUUCACCAGAUACAAGCAACUGAGGAAGAAGUGGGAGUACCUGGAGAUACUGCCGGACCAAAAAAUAUCUGUGCUCCAAACUAAUGUGAACGCACUAGUCAAUACAGAUACCGAGGAGGCAAGAGAAAUGCUUUCGGCGAUCGACGACCUAGUAGAUGAAGCUUCGAAAAUGCACCUGACGCCCUUACAAGGGAUAGCCGUGCGACCAGAGCUAGCCAAACCUGGAGGGAAGCCAAAGCUGCCAAAAGUACAGCUCUAUACCCGCAAGCAAAGCCGUGCCACGAAAGGCGGUCCACCGCACGAUGAACCUGGCAGUGACGGCGAAGACCCUCGAGAAUAG
Ostertagia ostertagi is the source of this 540-nucleotide messenger RNA. NCBI's taxonomy places the organism in Eukaryota, Metazoa, Nematoda, Chromadorea, Rhabditida, Trichostrongylidae. The record is from the annotation of a GenBank genome assembly.